Molecule: messenger RNA, 1497 nt
Organism: Wasmannia auropunctata (little fire ant)
Lineage: Eukaryota; Metazoa; Arthropoda; Insecta; Hymenoptera; Formicidae
Product: nudC domain-containing protein 3
Exons: 5
Coding region: 493-1437 (314 amino acids)
Biological process (GO): protein folding
Cellular component (GO): cytoplasm
Source: RefSeq, a predicted model, not a curated record
GUGGAGGCAUUUCCAGAAAUUCCAGAUGGCACUGAUGGCAGGCGCAAAGUACGCCAUCUCGUUGACAGAGUAGUCUCUAAUAUGGCCUUCAGAAAGUGCAGUACAGCAACCACUCGAGACAAGGAACAAGCGACACUUUGACAUUCUUGAAAUAUUUUCAAAAAUAAACAAGCAGACGAUAAUUUAUCGCAUUUAGAUUUUGCGAUACAGGUCGUAUGUAACAAUCGAAUUCAGGAGAAAUAUACUAGAUUUUUAUCAAGUAACCUACACAUCGGUUACUUCAUUGCUUCAGCGUACAAUGAAUUGUCGGUGUAUUAUAGGUUAUCGUAAACAUUUUUAGAAAUUCGGACCGGUUCCAGAAACACACGAAUGUGCUCGAGAUAAUUGAACUUUCUUCUUGAGCGAAUAAUCAAACUGUUUGCUCUUUUCAUAUAUUCGAUAAUUGGACUACGUUAAGUGUCUGUAGGACUUUGUAGAGAUCUUUAUUUAAUCAUGGGAUCUAAUCAUGAUGAAACGUUUUUGCACAUACUUAGUGAAGAAAAAAACAUCAGUAAUUUUUUGGAUGCUUUUUUUGGAUUUUUAAAUAGAUGCACAGACUUCUAUGUCGAAGCGAACUCGGAGCAAAAAUUGGGCUUCCCACCGGGAAUAGCAGAGAAACUUGUAUUAAAUGCCAUGUACAAGUGGAAGAACACUGCAGCUUCUUUACAAAAGACAACAUUGUCUGUAAAUGAUGAUACAAACAGCAGCAGUGUGUUAAACCAAUUAGUUUUGAUGCAAAACGAGAAUAGCAGUCCCCCGGUGGCGCAAGAAAUUGAAAUUGAUUCGUGCAACAAAUCCAGCAAUAUUAAUUCAUCAUCCACGCAAUCAUAUAAGACAAAUCAUAUAUCAGACAGUUACAAUGGAGCAGUAAGAGAAAGUUACGUUUGGACGCAGACUCUCAAUGAUUUGGAUGUACUUGUAAAAAUACCAGAGCGUAUAAAGGCGUCUAAAGAUACACUCAAAGUCGACAUAAGCUCGAACGAGAUCAAAAUUGAUGGAAAACCUUCUGCUUCGACGGCAGAUUCCGAGUGGGAAAACAUUUUCAACGGCAAGCUUAAUUUUAAAAUUCGAAGAGAUGAAUCGAUGUGGAGCAUUGAAGAUGAGAAACAAAUUAAUAUUCAUCUUGAAAAGACUACGGAAAGAUGGUGGGAAGCCUUGAUAACUGAUGAACCGAAAAUUGACUUAAACAAAAUCGAUUGUUCGAAACAUUUCGACGAUAUGGCGCCAGACGAACAAAUGAAAGUGCAGGAAUUGAUGUGGAAUCACCAACAAAAGAUCUUAGGCAAACCGACAUCUGAGCAAAUUAAGAUGGAGGCCACUUUGAAGCAGGCGUGGAACGCGAAAGGAUCGCCUUUCCAGGGUACAUCUUAUGAUCCUUCCAUUUUUAAGUAUAAUUAAUCUAUUUUCUGAAAUUAUGUUUAUAUGUGUCAAAAUCAGAUUAUGUUUAUAUUAAAUAAU